Messenger RNA from Klebsormidium nitens, 1188 nucleotides. The record is from the annotation of a GenBank genome assembly. NCBI's taxonomy places the organism in Eukaryota, Viridiplantae, Streptophyta, Klebsormidiophyceae, Klebsormidiales, Klebsormidiaceae.
AUGCGCGCCAGAAGCGUAGUGUCUAACAAAGGCGCUUCGAGCAACCUCUCUUGUCAGACUCCGGCGCCGACCCCCACCGGAACCAUCCCAACCGGAACAAUCCCGACCCCCAGCGGAACCAUCCCGACCCCCAGCGGGACCCCCACCGGAACCAUCCCGACCCCCAGCGGAACCAUCCCGACCAUCACGCCCAUCACGGCCAACGUUGGGAACGUCAGCUGCACCGCUGCUGACGUCACUAUCGGCCCGCAGAACGUGGGCGCGUUCGUGCAGCAGGGCCGCUCGCGUUUCACGCCGUACAAUUUCACGCUCACCAAUAACUGCGGGUCGCCUGGGAACCUGACACGUGUCACGCUCGCGGUGUCGCCCGUUUUCCCGUACACGUUCCCCUGGAGCCCCUUCGGCUGCUUCCUCAUUGGCGGAGUAUGCCAGACGUUCCAGAACGUCUACUCUCAGCAACUCGCUCAACUGGGCCAGUGCUCACAAGUAUUCGUCAAUGGGACCUACGCGUAUACGCCGCCGGGCCCCGUCAACUGCACCAUUGGGGUCGCCCAGAUCCCCGGGGGUCUGGCCCCGGGGCAAAGCUUCCCAAUCCUCUUCAACGUCGCCAACAACCUGACGGGCCGGAUCGUUUUCAACUUCCAAGUUGCCUCCGCUACCUUCGCCCCCACCGAGCUUGAAUUACAGGAAUUCCUGCCAAUGGGCUUCUUUCUGAACGAUGUAAACGCCCGCUGCAGGGCCGCUCACGACACCGCCACCAGCUACCACCAUCCCGGUCACUACACCCCCGGCGACAACCGCCCCGGUGACUACCGCCCCGGCGACGACCGCCCCGGCCACUACUGCCCCAGCGACGACCGCCCCGGUGACUACCGCCCCGGUUACCACCGCCCCGGUUACUACUGCCCCGGCGACAACCGCCCCGGCCACUACCGCCCCGGCCACGACGGCGCCGGCGACCACUGCGCCAACCACGACUGCGCCGGCGACCACUGCCCCGGCCCCUACUGCGCCGGCCACAAGUGCCCCUGCAACGACUGCGCCGGCCACGACUGUUCCGGCCACGACUGUUCCGGCCACGACUAUUGCGCCCACCACUGGGCCAGCAACAAUUGCCCCGGCGACUACGUCCGCCCCGGCCACGACCGGCGUCUUUUUCUGAAAAGGCGCCCAAAAUCGUCUGAUUGA